Messenger RNA from Suillus plorans, 870 nucleotides. RefSeq lists its product as uncharacterized. The coding region runs from base 1 to 870 and encodes 289 amino acids. The record is from RefSeq and is a predicted model, not a curated record. NCBI's taxonomy places the organism in Eukaryota, Fungi, Basidiomycota, Agaricomycetes, Boletales, Suillaceae. The transcript is spliced from 4 exons.
AUGGCCCCUCUUCUCACCCGCGUUGGUCCCCGCCGAUUCACUCUACCGAACGGCCUCGGAGAUGGGGACCUGCUGAUCGUCCUCGACAUGCUCCGCACCUACCUUGAGCAUGAUGCUCACCUUCGGUCUGGUACAGCCUCAGGCCGAGCUACACCUGCAGGGUACGGAGAUUUUGCCCUCUCCUUCAACAUGAUGCAGACAACCAACGGACAUACCUCUCGCAUAGCGGAGGAGUCCACCGAAGGGCCACGCAUCAGUGGUCCCUCCCCCUCGUUCAUUGACCUCGUCGGCGAAGACACUACCGCCGCCGUUCAGGCCAACUCCAGCCAACCUCCUCCUCCUGAGGGCGGACGUUGGAUAAACCCGCGUCGCGCUGAGCUCCUUGAGGAGGCCCUUUGGAUGAACCUUGAAACCUCUAAGAGGCAGAGGGAGUGGCGCGAUCGCAGCAUCGCGGACCGCAAAGCCGCGAAACGCGCCCGCCACACCGCUAGUGCACCCCCUACCAAUCCAACCAUGACCCAUGGAGAAGGCAGCAGUCGCGCACUCACCUUCUCCCCUACUCUUAACAAUAACUCCCCUCGCACACGGUCACCUCACACCGCGGGUACCCGGGCCCGAAUGGAGGUCGAUGACGAGGAUGAAACCGCCCCCCAGACUGGUAGACGGGUCGGAGAUGAGACUGGAAAGGAGGCCGCUAAAAGAAAGAAGAUAAAAGUAUUAGGAAGUGAUCGAGUUCAGAUGAAGUUCACAGAAUGUUCGAGGCCCGGCUACUCGCAGGAGCCGGGGCCGCUUCAGUUCUCCCAAUUACAACUAGGCUGGUAUCUGGUUACCAUUGCGCGAGAAAAUACUCUACGUUGUGCCGCCAUCUAA